AUGGGAAAACCACGUGUCGUGUACUGGUUUCGAACAGAUCUGCGACUCCACGAUUCUCCUGCCUUACGAGCUGCCCUUGAUCUAGAUCCAGCCACUUUAUGGCCCAUAUUUACUUGGGAUCCUCAUUAUGUAUACCGAGCCAAAGGAGGAGUCAACAGAUGGCAAUACCUGCUCGACUGCCAGGCUGAUCUUUCGGCCUCUAUUCAAAAACUAAACUCCAAGUCAAAGCUCUUCAUACUACGUGAAGCACCACAGACUCUUUUCCCCAAACUAUUCAAAGCUUGGAACGUGACACACCUAGUCUUUGAGAGAGAUACAGAUGCUUACGCCCGAAGCAGAGACAAGGCCGUAACAACGUUGGCCGAAAAUGCCGGUGUGAAAGUAAUUACUCGGUAUGGACGUACAUUAUGGGAUAGCGACGAAGUCGUCGCAUAUCAUGGAGGAAACCCAACCAUGUCUAUCACCCAACUUCAAGCGGCUGGGCACAAGGUUGGGGAAAUACCCAGGCCUAUACCAGCUCCCAAGUAUUUACCAGACCCGGGAGAGAUGCCCAUUAACUUCGAGCAGCAAAAGCCAGAAACGGAACCGGAUCUCAACGCACCACAUCGUCGUGGUAUAGACAAAACGUAUUCCUAUAUUGCAGGACCCAGGGGCGACUUCGCUAUCGCGACCAUCGACGAGCUUGGGUUUUCAGCAGCAGCCACAACACCGCAUCGUGGCGGUGAAACGCGCGCUCUCAAAACCCUGGAGGAAAUUUUCUCUAACGAGAAAUAUGCUGCAACGUUUCAAAAGCCAAUAACCAGCCCAGCAGCAUUUGAGCCACAGUCAACAACUCUUCUGUCGCCAAUGCUUCACUUUGGUGCGCUCUCAUCGCGUUUGUUUUACUGGCGGGCGCAAGAUGUAGUCGAAAAGUACGGUAAAGGGGCGUCCUCGCCUCCUGAGAGCCUGACUGGCCAAUUGCUGUUUCGAGACAUGUACUUUGCUGCGCAGGCCGCAAUAGGGUCACCUUUUGUCGGCAGCGAUGCAAGUGAAAAUAUUAACAACGGCGAGUAUCAUGUCGACUCAUCGCAAGCCGAGGAGUGGUUCCAACGUUGGAGGGCAGGUAUGACGGGGUUUCCCUUUGUCGACGCCCUGAUGCGCCAGUUAUGUGCCGAGGGCUGGAUCCAUCAUCUGGGGCGACAUAUGGUGGCGUGUUUCCUGACUAGGGGCGGUUGUUAUGUACACUGGGAGCGUGGAGCCGAUGUUUUCGAAGAGUGGCUGAUCGAUCAUGAGCCAGCUUGCAAUGCCGGUAACUGGCAGUGGCUAAGCUGCACCGCGUUCUACUCCCAAUACUAUCGUUGCUACAGCCCAGUUGCGUUCGGGAAGAAAUGGGAUAAGAAUGGUGAAUUAAUACGAAGAUGGGUACCCGAGCUAAAGAAUUUGGAUGAAAAGUUCAUUUAUGAACCUUGGAAAGCUAGUCAGGCUGCUCUUGAUAAUGCCGGCGUGAAAAUCGAGGGCGAUGGGCUCCAUGAAAAAAAGGCCGGGACUUACCCAACUCCGAUGUUUGACUUUGGGGAGAGAAGAAGUAUCUGCAUGGCUGCGAUGAAAAGGGCAUAUUCUAUCGGACUACAUGGAAAUGAUGACAAAGUUAAGGAUGGGACUUGGAAAGAGGAAUUUGAAAAAGCGGGCGAAACAGAGAUGGAAGGCCUUGGUGGCAAUAGCCAGGAGGAGGAAUAUGAGGAGGAGGAGCAUUCGAAUAAUGUUCAGUAUAACAAGAAGGAGAAAGGAAACCGGGGCAGUAGCAAGCAUGCAAGAAGUCAAAGUGCCGUGGUCAAGGAAGGGCCAAUGGACAAAUUCACUAAAAGAUUAAGGAGAUGA
This is a messenger RNA of Hypoxylon fragiforme, 1857 nucleotides long. RefSeq names its product Cryptochrome/photolyase FAD-binding domain-containing protein. NCBI's taxonomy places the organism in Eukaryota, Fungi, Ascomycota, Sordariomycetes, Xylariales, Hypoxylaceae. Gene Ontology annotation, biological process: entrainment of circadian clock by photoperiod; circadian regulation of gene expression. The transcript has 3 exons. Bases 1 to 1857 code for a protein of 618 amino acids. The record is from RefSeq and is a predicted model, not a curated record. Gene Ontology annotation, cellular component: nucleus; cytoplasm. Gene Ontology annotation, molecular function: DNA binding; FAD binding.